CAGGAAGACUACAAUCAAACACUGGGACUGAAUGAUAUUAAAGAUGAAGAGAAGGAGGAGGAGAUAGGGGAUUUAACUAACAAAGAAACGUGGCUGUUUGGAUCUACACUGGACUGCACUGUAAUUGCCGGUUUUCUCAAUCUUCCGGGCGGAUCAUGUCCCAUGACGCAAACUCUUGGGCAAAAUGAAGGGAGGAGGAAUAUGUUUCUACAUUAACAAUGGCUGGAGCAAGGAUGUGACAGUCAUACUACAGUACUGUUCUCCUGACCUGGAAUACAUUUUUAUCAACUUCAUCAGCCAUCGUGCACGACACAACAGCAGCCGGCCAAGCAGAUUCUCCAGGCGGAGCGGUCAUGAGAUGGAGGACAAACCCAGCUGGAUUCUGAUUGUGACAGUGGAGCUCAGUGUUCAUUGGUGGAUUCAGAGAUGACAUCAGUGAAGCAGGAAGACAAAAGUCAAAUACUGGGACUGAAUGUUAUCAUUAAAGAUGAAGAGGAGAAGAUGGAGAUCAACAGUCACACACUGGGACUGAAUAAUAUUAAAUGUGAAGAGGAGGAGAUUGGGGAUUUAACUAAUCAAGAUGAGAUUGCUGCUAAAGUGGAGACAUUUCCUGCAACUGGAGAGCAACAAAAAGAAGACAAGAACCCUUACUCCUGUUCUAACUGUGGGAAGUGUUUCUCUAAACUAUGUCACCUUAAAGCUCAUCAUCGCAUACAUACUGGAGAAAAGCCUUACUCCUGUUCUGACUGUGGGAAGGAUUUCUCUCUAUUAGGUAACUUUAUAGCUCAUCAGCGCAUACAUACUGGCGAGAAGCUGUACUCCUGUUCUGACUGUGGGAAGAGUUUCUCUAAACUAUGUCACCUUAAAGCUCACCAGCGCAUACAUACUGGAGAGAAGCCUUACUCUUGUUCUGAGUGUGGGAAAGGUUUCUCUCUGUCAGGUCACCUUAAAUCUCACCAGCUCAUACAUACUGGAGAGAAGCCUUACUCCUGUUCUGACUGUGGGAAGGAUUUCUCUCUAUUAGGUAACUUUAUAGCUCAUCAGCGCAUACACACUGGAGAGAAGCCUUACUCCUGUUCUGACUGUGGGAAGAGUUUCUCUCAGUCAGGUAAUCUUAAAGCUCAUCAGCAUAUACAUACUGGAGAAAAGCCUUACUCCUGUUCUGACUGUGGGGAGAGUUUCUCUGAUUCCAGAACCCUUACACACCACCAGAGUAAACACACUAGAGAGAAACUAUUCCUGUUCUGACUGUGGAAAUAAUUUCUCUCUGUUAUGUAACAUUAACUCUCACCAGUGUCCAGAGACUGUUGAACAGGUUAGGGUAUGUGUUGUCAGGAAAAACAUACACUGCUCAAAAAGUGUAAGGUAACACUUAUCACACAUGUCUCGAUGAACCAAAUAUAUUAAUGAUUAAAAAAAAAUCUGAACAUUGUGUAAUUUGUUGAGAA
This is a messenger RNA of Esox lucius (northern pike), 1448 nucleotides long. RefSeq names its product zinc finger protein 239-like. Gene Ontology annotation, molecular function: RNA polymerase II cis-regulatory region sequence-specific DNA binding; DNA-binding transcription factor activity, RNA polymerase II-specific. The coding region runs from base 427 to 1248 and encodes 273 amino acids. NCBI's taxonomy places the organism in Eukaryota, Metazoa, Chordata, Actinopteri, Esociformes, Esocidae. The transcript has 4 exons. Gene Ontology annotation, biological process: regulation of transcription by RNA polymerase II. The record is from RefSeq and is a predicted model, not a curated record.